AUGAUAAAAAUGCAAUUGAUAGACGCAGCAACAAAAAUAUAUAAAGCCUAUAAAGUAUCAGAUAAUUCAAGUGUGAAAUUUAAAUUUUUUACAAACUAUAGAUUAGGGAAUGCAAAACUUAAAAUUUUUGAUUUUUCAGAGUUUACAAUAUUUCAUGAGGAUUAUGAGAAAUUCAUUAUUACAAGAUUAAAUGAAUAUACAAAUGAAAUCGAAAUCCAUUGUGCUGAUGUGAAUCUCAUUUUAAAAAAAUUAAACUAAAGAAUUAUUUCUGAUUCAACUCCAUUAGAAAUACAAAGUGUUUAAAAAGAAAGUAUAGAAGGUGGUGUUCAAAAGUUUAAAAAAAUAAUUUCUAUAAAUGGAAAAGAUGAUCAUUUCAUAAUAAUACUAAUUGAUCGAUUAUUAAUUUAUAGUUUUAAAUCAUUAUGUGGUACUUCAAAUGAAAAGGCUACACCCUAUUAAGAGAUAUUUUUUUAACCAAUUUUGGUUUCAUAUAAACCUUAUGUCUCUUGCUAUGAUGAUGAAAAAGUUUACCUAUUUUAAAAAAAUGGCACCUAUAAAAACAAAACUAAUUAAAUAUAAAUUAAUUAUAAAGUCAUAGAUUGUAAGAAUAGUGAAAGGCCUUAGUUAAAUUAAAAAAUUAUAUUCCCCAGUCCUAUUGUGGCUUAAAGUACAGAAACAAUGUUAUCAUAUGUCGAAUAAGUUAAAAUUUAUGAAAAAUAAAUAUUUCAAUUAAAAAUAUACACAGAAUUUAAGAAGAAGGUGUUUAAAUAGGUAAUAAUUGUUGAACCUGGAUAAUCUAUUACUUUUAAGAAGUAAAAAGAAUAUUUAAAAUAAACUGAUGUUGGAUAAAUUCUAUAGAUUUCUAAGAAAGAUAUAUAAAGCAAAUAAUGA
Paramecium pentaurelia is the source of this 891-nucleotide messenger RNA. NCBI's taxonomy places the organism in Eukaryota, Ciliophora, Oligohymenophorea, Peniculida, Parameciidae. The record is from the annotation of a GenBank genome assembly.